AUGGCGGGCCAUGCCCAAGACCUAGAGAAGCAAAGCACGGCUACCCGUCCCGAGACCCCACCAGCCCAUCAUCAUGACCACCGGGUCCCGUCUUUGGCCCUCGAGAAGGAUGUGUUAACCACGGUGACCCGACGGAGCCUUACCACCUCCCACACCCACUCCUCCACCGACGCGGACCCCCUUUCGCCUCUCGAGCAAGCCCUUGCAAGACCCCUAUCUAGUGCCGACAUCGAGCAACUCCCGCCAGACGACCCAGACGAUGACGACGACGACGAUGGCGCUAACCAAAACAACAAAAACAAUGACCCGCUCCACCUCACCCGCACCCGCACCUCGGCCAUCUCUUCAGCCUCCCGCCUACCAGACUUUGAAGUCACGCUCGAAGCCGACGACCCCGAGAAUCCGCGGAACUGGCCCCUCUGGUACCGCGCGUACACGGUCCUCUCGGUAUCCUACGCCACCUGGGUGGUGGUGCUGUACUCGACCAGCUACACGGCCAGCAUCCCGGGGGUCAUGGCCGAGUUUGGCGUCACCAGCCGCCCGCUGGCCACCCUGGGCCUGACCUCGUACCUGCUGGGCCUGGCGGCGGGCAGCGUGGUGGUGGCCCCCAUGAGCGAGAUCUACGGGCGGCGCGUGGUGUAUCUGGUGUGUUUGGGCGUGUUUGUGGUGUUGAUUGUGCCUUGUGGGCUGGCAAACGGGCUGGCGGAGCUGGUCGUGGUCCGGUUUAUUGGGGCCGUCUUCGGCGCCGCCAUGAUUUCCAACAGCCCCGGCACGGUGGUCGACAUUGCCGGCCACGAGACGCUGGCGUUGUGCAUGUCGUGGUAUAGUAUCGCCCCUUUAAACGGACCAGUGACGGGCCCGCUGAUCGGAGGGUUUGUGUACGAGUACCUGGGGUGGCGCUGGGCGAACUGGAUCGCCCUGAUUCUUGCGGGCGUCGCCGUCGUCAUGAUGGCCCUGGUCAAGGAGACGUACGCGCCGGCGCUGCUCAAGAAGAAGGCGGCCAAGAUGCGCAAGGAGACGGGCGACGACAGGUGGUGGUGCCGCCAUGACCAGCGCAUCUCCACCCUGGACUUGCUCAAGACCAACCUCAGCCGGCCGUUUGUGCUCGCCGCAACGGAGCCCAUCUUGUGGUUCUUUAACAUCUGGAUCUCCGUCAUAUACGGCAUCCUCUACCUCUGCUUCGUCGCCUACCCCAUCGUCUUCACCCAACACCGUGGCUGGUCCGUCUCCAUGACCGGGCUCGCCUUCCUCGGCAUCGGCAUCGGCACGCUCUUGGGCAUCGCCAUGGAGCCCGUCUGGCGCCGCCUCAUCAACAACUCGCCCAAAAAAGACCCCGACACGGGCCGCGCCGCCCCCGAAGCCACGGCCCUGGUCAUGUGCAUCGGCGCGCUCCUCACCCCCUUAGGCCAGCUCGUCUUCAGCUGGACCUGCCUCCCCGCCACCAUCCACCCGGCCAUCCCCAUCGCCUUCGGCAUCCCCUUCGGCAUGGGCAACACCCUUUCCUUCAUCUACGGCUCCAACUACCUCGCCGGCGCCUACGGCAUCUACGCGGCCUCCGCCAUGGCCGGCAACGCCGUCAUGCGCUCCGUGUUCGGCGCCGCCCUGCCGCUGGCCGGGCCCGCCAUGUACGCCGCGCUGACGCCCCAGUGGGCGGGGACGUUGCUGGGCCUGCUGGAGGUGCUGCUGAUUCCGAUCCCGUUCGCGUUUUAUCGCUAUGGGGACCGGAUCCGUGAUCGGAGUCGCGUGAUCAGGCAGAUGCGGGAGGAGAAGGCGAGGGGGGAGAGGAGGGCGGCGAGGUUGGCGGCCAGGAGGGAGAGGGCGGAGAAGAGGGCGGCGGUGGAAGCGAUAGUGGAGGGUGUGGAGGGGGCUGAGGCUUCUUCUUCUUCUCCUGUGGCUUCUGUGGUUGGGGGUGCGGGGAAGAAGGGGGAGGAGGAGAGGGAGCAUGCAGCUGCGCAAGGGGCGAGGAUGGCUUGA
This is a messenger RNA of Chaetomium globosum CBS 148.51, 1974 nucleotides long. RefSeq lists its product as uncharacterized. The transcript has 5 exons. Gene Ontology annotation, biological process: transmembrane transport. Gene Ontology annotation, molecular function: transmembrane transporter activity. Lineage: Eukaryota; Fungi; Ascomycota; Sordariomycetes; Sordariales; Chaetomiaceae. Bases 1 to 1974 code for a protein of 657 amino acids. The record is from RefSeq and is a predicted model, not a curated record.